CCGAAGCGGAAGUGCCCGCCCCCUUCCCCCGCGGCUUUUCAUUGGCGGGCCCGCCGCCCGCCCCGCCGGGGUCAAGGAGCGUGGAGGUUUGUACCCGCAGCCCGGACGCUUCCGCCCCAUCAGUCUGCACGUCGGCCCUGCCUCCCAGACCACCUUGCGGGGGGCACCAGUGAUCUGGAGUGUGGGACUCGGCCUCCCUGCGCUCGUGGCUGACGGUGUGACCUUGGGUCUUGGCCAUGAACUCCUCUGGAGGAGGAAGGCAGGAAGCAGCAGGGUCCAGGGGUAGAAGGGCCCCCAGACCCCGGGAACAGGACCGAGACGUGCAGCUGUCCAAGGCUCUGUCCUAUGCCCUGCGCCAUGGGGCCUUGAAGCUGGGGCUUCCCAUGGGAGCUGAUGGCUUCGUGCCCCUGGGCGCCCUCCUGCAGUUGCCCCAGUUCCACGGCUUCUCUGCUGAAGAUGUGCGGCGUGUGGUGGACACCAAUAGGAAGCAGCGGUUCGCCCUGCAGCAGGGGGAUCCCAGCACUGGCCUUCUCAUCCGAGCCAACCAGGGCCAUUCCCUGCAGGUCGGGGUACCUGAGUUGGAGUUGAUGCCCCUGGAGACGCCACAGGCCCUGCCCCCGAUGCUAGUCCAUGGUACAUUCUGGAAGCACUGGCCAUCCAUCCUACUCAAGGGCCUGUCCUGCGGGGGAAGGACACACAUCCACCUGGCCCCAGGACUGCCUGGAGACCCCAGUGUCAUCAGUGGCAUGCGGCCCCAUUGUGAAAUAGCUGUGUUCAUUGAUGGACCCCUGGCUCUGGCAGAUGGAAUAUCCUUCUUCCGCUCUGCCAAUGGGGUGAUUCUGACUCCAGGGAAUACUGAUGGCUUCCUGCUUCCCAAGUACUUCAAGGAGGCCCUGCAGCUACGCCCUACCCGAAAGCCCCUUUCCUUGGCUGGUGAUGAAGAGACAGAGUGUCGGAGUGGCCCCAAGCACUGCUCCAGAGAAAGGAGAAGGAUCCAACAAUAAAAUAUUAAUUUAUAAAAAAGAAAUUUUAAAAAGUAACAAGAAAGAAA
This is a messenger RNA of Macaca mulatta (Rhesus monkey), 1051 nucleotides long. It is a transcript of the gene TRPT1, whose product is annotated as tRNA phosphotransferase 1. Gene Ontology annotation, molecular function: tRNA 2'-phosphotransferase activity. Gene Ontology annotation, biological process: tRNA splicing, via endonucleolytic cleavage and ligation. NCBI's taxonomy places the organism in Eukaryota, Metazoa, Chordata, Mammalia, Primates, Cercopithecidae. The record is from RefSeq and is a predicted model, not a curated record.